GCCAGGCUGCUGCUCUCGCUCGAGCUCAGUGACUUCUCGUCAUUUUCUCGGUGUAGGUUCUCCUUUGCUUCCGAAGUGUGUCAUCCGAAAAACACGCAGCAGCACCAGCCAACAUAUUGCGGACGGAACUUGGCUGUGAAAUCCCUACUGGACGACGUGGAUCUCUGGAACAGCUGGAAGGAUGGAUUUCGGGAAGCUGCUUAGUGUAGCGCAGCGGAAUGCUGCCUCCGGGGCCCAGCAAAAAACCGAGUCCAAAUACUAUUCAACCAAGUUUGCUCCCCCGAAAAAGGAAACGAAGGAAAAAAAGCUUUCGGAAAAUAUUAAAAAGUUUUUGGCCAAAAAGGAACAGGAAGAGCGGGAAAAGGCCGCAGAGGAAAAGCGAAAACGGGAAGAACUGGCCGCCAAGCGGGAUCCCAAAAUGAAACGGAAGAUCGAAAAGAUGCUGAAGGUGAUCAAGUCGGCCAACAAGUCGGUCCUGGACGACGCCGUCAAUACGGUGGAUACGGCCGUUACCAUGGAUGGCCCGGAACAACCGGACGAGGACGAUUACGGGUACACAUCGAAUGUGGCCUCGGAGCUGUACCAAAAGCUGAUGGACAAGUACAAAAGCACCCCGGAGGAGAAAAAGUUCAAAGACGCCAAUAAGCGGGUGAUGAGCAAAGAAGAGAUGGAACGUGCCAAGGCCAGAGCGAAGCUGGCCAUCGAUAAGGUGCACGAGGAAGAGAACGCUCCGAGGAGCAGGAAACGCAAAGAGGGAGCUGAUAAGGACGAUGAUGAUGAAAUUGUAGGAGCAAGUGGAGAGCGCAAAAGACGAACAAAUCCGAAUUUAUACGACCCUGAUGAAGAGAAACGGAAAGAAGCGGAGAAGGCCAAAGAGGAAGCUGCCAAAAGGAGGGCCAAACGACCAAGUGCUCCUCCUCCGCCCGAUUUCGCCUCUUUGCUAAAGCUAGCUGAACAGAAGCAUUUGGAACCGGUCAAGAUCGAAACCCCAGCAAGUAAAAAGGAACCCGAACGUUUGAUGACUAAGAAAGAGAAACGGGAAUAUGAAGAGCGACAGGCAUAUCUAGAGGCCAAAAAGCUACGUGACAAAAUAAGAAACGAUCCCAAACUGUCUGAAAAGCAAAAGCAAAUGAAACUGGCAGCGUGCAUGAAACUUGGAACGGACAGCACCAAACCAAGUGGGACUCCAACAGGUGUAAUGGCUCCCAAUGGAAGAAUUCCCAAACUAAGUUCAGCCAGUAGUUCGGAAAAACCAUCUUCCUCAGGAAGUCCCAGACCGGCUCCAAGUUCCAGUUCUGUUCCAAAACCAUCUCGCCCUGACGAUAAGCGAUUACCUUCUAAACCAGAAACAAUGCCCAGCUCUAAAAGCAAACUGGAAGCGGCUCUCACCUCGAAAAAGCCUUCAUCACAACCUCCUCCGGGUCAAUUCAAGAAGCCAAUCUCAUCCUCCCAACUACAGUCAUCAUCUCUCUCUAAAAGUCAACUGCCUCCAUCUGCUAAAGGAGCUCCCCCAAGUAGACCUAGUAGUCAAUCUUCUUCCUCAAGCUCAUCUGCUAAUCGACCCACCAGCAGCAACAAUUCCGUACAAAAAACUCGACCAUUCCCCCCGGCAGACGUUCAAAAAACCCGCCAGUUCCCGCCGCCGGACGUCCAACGAUCUCGUCCCUUCCCACCGUCAGACAUCCAGCAACGCAAACGACCUGGCAUGGACUCUUCAUCGGCUUCCUUCGCCAAGAAACGUCGCCCGGUCAUCGAGGACAGCGACUCCGAGUACGAUUCCGAGAUGGACGAUUUCAUCGACGACGAAGAUGCCGACGAGGAUGUGUCGUCCCACAUCCGGGCCAUCUUCGGGUACGACAAGCGAUCCUACCGGGACGAAGAUUUCGACGAUCGGACCAUGGAGUCGACCUUUGCCCAGCAGCAACGGGAAGAGUUUAUCAGCAAGAAGAUCGGGUUGAUGGAGGAUCUGGAGGAUAUGCGUAUGGAGGAGGAGGAAAAGAAACGGAAAGCGAUGAUGAAGAAGAAAAUGAAAGGGAAAUAACUUUUUAUAAGCUUUUUACUAAAAGAAUACUGUUUUUGUUUUUUAAACCUUUAAAUUAAGUUAUCACUGAAAGUUGAGUUUUCCUUCCCUUUUUCCAUAGCUUUUAUCCAUAAUCAUAUUAUUUAUUGUAUGUAUAUCAACAACAAACUUAUAUAUCUAUGUAAGUUGAUUAGACGUCGUUCGACUUUUCGGUUACAAAUAACAGUUCGUCCCGGUUAGUGACGAACGUUUUUUUUGAACAUUUUUUAGAAAAGACACAAAUUUAUAACGUACAGAAAUCAAAAAUAGUAGUUUCUAAAGAGAAUUUAAAAAUUGUGCCGAUAAAAAAUAAAUAAACUUAUUUUCCCCAAAAAAUAACGACGACUCAGUGCCCCUUAUUGAGUGCAACGGUGCAACGUA
Messenger RNA from Uranotaenia lowii, 2440 nucleotides. Its product is annotated as protein SPT2 homolog. Gene Ontology annotation, molecular function: DNA binding; histone binding. The record is from RefSeq and is a predicted model, not a curated record. Bases 182 to 2041 code for a protein of 619 amino acids. Gene Ontology annotation, biological process: regulation of DNA-templated transcription; nucleosome assembly. Gene Ontology annotation, cellular component: nucleolus. Lineage: Eukaryota; Metazoa; Arthropoda; Insecta; Diptera; Culicidae. The transcript has 2 exons.